GGGCGGGGCGGGAGGAGCCAGGCUCCGCGGCGGGAGGGGGAUCCGCCGUGGAGUUACGGGAAAGUUGUUCCGAGUUCCUGGAGUUUCCCUCUGCGGAUCCCCGGACUCGGCCAGCGGGUGCCCCGGCUCCUUUCCUUCCCUCCGGCCUUCGCCGCCCACCAGGCCCCUCCUGUGUCCCGGGCCGCCAUGGAGCAGCCGCCGGCGCCCAAGAGUAAGCUAAAAAAGCUGAGUGAAGACAGUUUGACUAAGCAGCCUGAAGAAGUUUUUGAUGUAUUAGAGAAACUUGGGGAAGGGUCUUAUGGAAGUGUAUUUAAAGCAAUACACAAGGAAUCUGGUCAAGUUGUGGCAAUUAAACAAGUACCUGUUGAGUCAGAUCUUCAGGAAAUAAUCAAAGAAAUUUCCAUAAUGCAGCAAUGUGACAGCCCCUAUGUUGUAAAGUACUAUGGCAGUUACUUUAAGAACACAGACCUCUGGAUUGUUAUGGAGUACUGUGGUGCUGGCUCUGUCUCGGAUAUAAUUAGAUUACGAAACAAGACAUUAACAGAAGAUGAAAUUGCAACUAUUCUUAAAUCCACUUUGAAAGGACUAGAAUAUUUACACUUUAUGAGAAAAAUACACCGAGAUAUAAAAGCUGGAAAUAUUCUUCUCAAUACAGAAGGACAUGCAAAAUUGGCUGAUUUUGGAGUGGCUGGUCAGUUAACAGACACAAUGGCAAAACGCAAUACUGUGAUAGGAACUCCAUUUUGGAUGGCUCCUGAGGUAAUUCAAGAAAUAGGCUACAACUGUGUGGCUGACAUCUGGUCUCUUGGCAUUACUUCGAUAGAGAUGGCUGAAGGAAAACCGCCUUAUGCUGAUAUUCAUCCAAUGAGGGCUAUUUUUAUGAUUCCCACAAAUCCACCGCCAACAUUCAGGAAGCCAGAACUCUGGUCUGAUGAUUUCACCGAUUUUGUUAAAAAGUGCCUAGUGAAGAACCCUGAGCAGAGAGCUACUGCAACACAGCUUUUACAGCAUCCAUUUAUCAAGAAUGCAAAGCCUGUAUCGAUUUUAAGAGACCUGAUUGCAGAAGCUAUGGAGAUCAAAGCUAAAAGACAUGAAGAACAGCAGCGAGAAUUGGAAGAGGAGGAAGAAAAUUCGGAUGAAGACGAGCUGGACUCCCACACCAUGGUGAAGACCAGCUCGGAAAGCGUGGGCACCAUGAGGGCUACGAGCACCAUGAGCGAGGGCGCCCAGACCAUGAUUGAGCAUAACAGCACCAUGCUGGAGUCUGACUUGGGGACCAUGGUUAUAAACAGUGAGGAUGAAGAGGAAGAAGACGGGACUAUGAAAAGAAAUGCAACUUCACCACAAGUGCAAAGACCGUCUUUCAUGGACUACUUUGAUAAGCAGGACUUCAAGAAUAAGAGUCAUGAGAACUGUAAUCAGAACAUGCACGAACCCUUCCCUAUGUCCAAAAAUGUUUUUCCUGAUAACUGGAAAGUUCCUCAAGACGGAGACUUCGACUUUGGUAAAGGAGAAAUAAACACAAACCCUCCAGUGAUGUAGUGGACAGCCCUGGCUAAGAGUUUAUGAUUACAGGUGUACGUGUGGCGUGAACUUGAGUGUAUGUGGCACAGGGCGCCUUCACUGCUCACGCUUUCCUUGUGGAGCCAACGGGAAAUUAAAGUUAAUGAGAAGCCCACACUUUGAAAUGCUUGCAGAAUUCGGGACUAUUUUAGUCCUCUGCCAGCUCACGAAGUCUGUACUGGCAGUCAUAUCCCACAGAUGGUGUGGCGUGUGUAUGCCAUCAUGUGAUUGUCUAGGCCCCUGCAGAAUUUUUAUCAGAUUUUGACCAUCAUUUUACUGAGGCAUUUAAGACAGUCAUGACCUUUGUUUUGAAAGGAGGGUGGCUUCCCCAAACUUGCUUAUCUACAAGUAGGAAAAGAAAUGUUGAGUUAAUCAAUCACCGGACAACUAAGCUGAAUUUAAUAUAUUCUAUAGGAAAGAGUCUGAACGGCCACACUGCUGUUUUCCCCCUUCGGUAUAAUUUAGUGGUAGAAUGAGCAUUUUGCUUUCUUAUUCCUAAAUAUGCUGUUUAAGUCUUCCAUUCUUGCAGAAAUUUUUACUUGCAGUGUCUACUGAAACAUUUAGAUAAUUUAGAUAAUUAAUACCUUAAGUUAAAAUGCACUACAUCAUCAUUUCCUUUACAAAUUAAAGUGAGCUGGCCUGUCCUUAUUGGAUUAAUUAAGAUAGAAAGCACAGGUGCAGUAUGUGGUUUCUUGUCACUGCGUUGGAAUGUGCUAAGAUAUUUAAAGCGCAUGGCAAAAAGAAAAUUGGCUUACCAAAAAGAGUUCUAAAAAACAUAAAAUCUUCUUAUAGUAAUUUUUUAACUGCCAUUUAUUUAGAAGAUUGUUUUGGAAAAUUGGCUACUUUAAAACAAAGAUAUUGUACUCCAAGCAUAUGUUAUGGCUAAUGUUGAUGUGUGAGGAUGUUAUUUUGACUCUGUAGGCUCUCUGUUCAUAACUUCAUUUUGGAUGUUUAGUCAAUAAGCAUCAAAAGUGAUAUUAAGAACCACUAGUGGACUUUAGGAUCAAAGAGUGGCCAAUAUAAUUUAUUGCCUUUUAAUUUCAGGCUGAUGCCCCAUGGUGUUUACUUCUUAAACCAUUCAAUUUCAAGGGCGUUGUUAGCCUUGGUUGAGGUUACUAGUGAUGUUUAUUUCAGGUUGUCUUGGUAAUAGUUA
Messenger RNA from Pipistrellus kuhlii (Kuhl's pipistrelle), 2716 nucleotides. It is a transcript of the gene STK3, whose product is annotated as serine/threonine kinase 3. The transcript is spliced from 11 exons. The record is from RefSeq and is a predicted model, not a curated record. The coding region runs from base 187 to 1542 and encodes 451 amino acids. NCBI's taxonomy places the organism in Eukaryota, Metazoa, Chordata, Mammalia, Chiroptera, Vespertilionidae. Gene Ontology annotation, molecular function: protein serine/threonine kinase activity; ATP binding. Gene Ontology annotation, cellular component: cytoplasm. Gene Ontology annotation, biological process: intracellular signal transduction; regulation of MAPK cascade; protein phosphorylation.